AUGAUUGCUGAGGUGCCAGAUCAAUAUAUAGAAGCGCCUAAGGCGACUACUUUCCAGCAAUCUAGUGAGGGUGAUAAUGUUCUUCACUAUGUUGCGCUUCCAGAUGGAAAAACAUCUAUAGAUCCAGUUGAUUUUCCAAAGGAACCCUUGCUACAAUACGACUUUGAACUUGACGAAUUCCAAAAAACAGCUGUAGCAUGCGUCCAUAGAAACGAAUCAGUUCUUGUUUCUGCACAUACAUCAGCAGGAAAAACCGCAAUUGCAUUAUAUGCCAUUCAAUCAGCAAUUAACAGCAAUUCUCGAGUCAUAUACACAUCACCAAUCAAAGCUUUAUCCAACCAGAAAUACAGAGAGCUCAAAGAACAAUUCGGCGAAGUUGGCUUAAUCACAGGCGACGUAACUGUUAAUUCUAGUGCUCCAAUUCUCGUCAUGACAACAGAAAUUCUUCGGAUGAUGCUAUACCGUGGUGAUUCAUUGAUCCACGAGCUUUCUUGGGUUAUUUAUGAUGAAAUUCACUACAUGAAAGAUCCAGAACGUGGUGUUGUUUGGGAAGAAUCAAUCAUUAUGCUUCCAGACUCAGUCCACUUCGUUUUUCUUUCAGCAACAAUUCCAAAUGCGAGAGAAUUUUCAGAAUGGAUUUCCUCAAUACACCAUCAACCAUGCCACGUAGUUUAUACAAAUCACAGACCAACACCACUCAAGUUUUACAUAUCCUCAAACGGAAGUGAAGCUCCAGCCUUAAUAAAAGAAGGAGAAGGGCCAUUAGACACAGUUGCAGUUCAUACAGCCUAUUCAAAAGUGAAACCAGAGGAAGACAAAAGUAUUUACAAAGGAAUUUCCGUUACAAAAUUAAAUUCCGGCGAAUCUAAGCCUGUUUCACGCCAAACAACAGAUAAACUAUGCGCCGAAACCGCAGCAUGGCUUGUGACCCAUGACCAAGCUCCUUUGAUCGUUUUUGCUUUUGGCAGAAAAUUAUGCGAUGAUCUUCCAACGAAUUUGAAUGGAAAGUCAUUUGUUACACAAGAAGAGUCCGAACAAAUCAACCAGAUGAUCGAUGUAGCCAUAGAAAAGCUCGAAGACAGCGAAAAAGAAUUACCUCAAAUUCAAACAAUGAGAAACCUCUUAGUUCGCGGUAUUGGUGUCCACCAUGGCGGUCUCAUUCCAUUACUUAAGGAAUUGAUCGAGCUUCUAUUUCAAUACGGUUUAUUAAAAAUCUUAUUUGCGACAGAGACAUUUGCCAUGGGUCUAAACAUGCCUGCCAGGUCCGUCUUAUUCCAUUCCCUGUUCAAAUUCGACGGAGACAAGCGAAGACUCCUUACAUCUAGUGAAUUCAUCCAAAUGAGCGGUCGCGCCGGCAGAAGAAACAACGACAGGUUCGGAAAUGUCAUUCUCACAUGUACAGGCGAACCACAAGAGCGUCCUUUCUGCGAUUUGCUCACAGGAAUCGCCCAACCACUUAAUUCCGAAUUUCACGUCACUUACCAUAUGCUUUUGUCCCUUUUGACUUCACGUAUGAUGGCACCCGAACUCCUUAUGAAGCGUUCUUUCCACCAAUUCCAAAUGGAGCGCGAGGAACCAUUAAAAGAAAAGGAAAGGGACGAUUACGCGCGAAGAGCCUCCGAAAUCCAAAUCAAAGACGAAAACAAAGUUAAACAAAGGGUUGUUGUUGAAGAUUCCAUUGAAAAACUGAAACAAGAGAAGCGAGAUCUCGAAAUGUCUCGUGAAUGUUUGAAUGACAUAUUAGUUUUAGGCAGAGUUGUUGAAGUUGGAGAGUUCGGAUAUGGAAUUGUCGCUGCAGGAUUCGCUCCAAAGCGAAAAGACCUCGAAAUCUUUGUCGCCAUUGCAGGAAAGAAAAACAAAGAUGGAGAGAUUGUUCCUGAUCCUCCUUUGCGACAAGAUUCAACAAUUUUCCACAUGAAAAUGGAUGCGAACCAACUUACAGCAAUAACUGAUUUUGUGAUUGAUGUUCACCGGAUGACGAAUGAUGGUGGAUUGAACUACGCUUUCUCCAAACUCUUGAAAGCUGUGAACCAACACAAAGUGAAUAAAAAAGAUUGGUCAUUCGUAAUGAACAAUGAAGAAAAAAGGAAAAAAUACGAAAAGCUCAAUUCUCAAUUGGAAAAACUCAAUGAAUUACUUCCAAAACUCCAGAAUGUUCCUAAAGAAGAUAUACAACUCUAUAGAAAGAAACAAGAUCUUCAGGAAUUAUCUAAAAUGGCUGCAGAAAGAUGUAAUUAUCUCAAAAAAGCUGUGAUGCAAAGAGAUUUGCAAGAAAUGAAACUAAUUAUAGAAAAAUUAGGUUUCGUUGACAGCGAAGGAAUAAUUACUGAUAAAGGAAGAGUUGCUUCUGUUAUAACUGCUGGUGAUGAAUUAGUAAUGACUGAAUUACUUUUCUCUGGUUUGUUGAAUGAAUUAACUUCUCAACAAAUUGCUUCUUUGAUGUGUAGUUUCGCUACGGAUGAAGGUGCAAAAGAUGAACCUGAAAUCCCUGACGAAAUGAAAAUGCCGUGGGAGAAAUUGAAGGAUAUAUGUGAAAGAGUGUAUAACGUGAUGUUGGAAUGCGGAAGAAACGAACCAAAAGAGAAAUGGAUGGGUAAAUUCGAUGGAACAUACGUUUCUCUCACUUUUAACUGGGCCGCAGGAGCUUCUUUCAAGGAAAUAAUGGAAGAAAAUCCGGAUACUUUCGAAGGUGGAGUAAUUAGAACAAUGAAAAGAACUGAGGAAAUUCUGAGACAGGCUCAAAGAGCUGCUGCUGUUAUGGGAUCCCCUGAGUUGGAAUUGAAGAUAUUAGACGCAAUCACGAAGAUAAAACGUGAUAUUGUUUUUGCUGCUUCUUUAUAUUUGUAA
Molecule: messenger RNA, 2847 nt
Organism: Trichomonas vaginalis G3
Lineage: Eukaryota; Parabasalia; Trichomonadida; Trichomonadidae
Product: RNA helicase protein
Exons: 1
Coding region: 1-2847 (948 amino acids)
Biological process (GO): maturation of 5.8S rRNA; RNA catabolic process
Cellular component (GO): nucleus
Molecular function (GO): ATP binding; RNA binding; RNA helicase activity
Source: RefSeq, a predicted model, not a curated record